This is a messenger RNA of Venturia canescens, 3026 nucleotides long. RefSeq lists its product as uncharacterized. The transcript has 6 exons. Bases 812 to 1363 code for a protein of 183 amino acids. The record is from RefSeq and is a predicted model, not a curated record. Lineage: Eukaryota; Metazoa; Arthropoda; Insecta; Hymenoptera; Ichneumonidae.
UCGAUGUUUUUGGUGCCCGAACGUGCUCACAACGAUCCAGGCCCAAACGACACUGCAGCAUUUCACGAUUUGUGGAAACUUUUACCAUCCAUUAGGGGAAUGACAGAAGCAAUGCUUGCAAUUUAUUUGACGUAAUUUCGUGAGUGCUCUCCGCAAUUGGGCUCAAUAAUAAUUGAGACCGUUUGCCUUCGAAUUACGUCGUGUCUGCUAUUUCAAAUGAAAUUUCUUUCCUCGUGAUGAUUUUUUGUCGGGAAAAGGAUGAUUAUGAAUUUUUUCAAACUUACGAUACUUCGCGGUUGGGCAUCGAGCGCGAGUUGCAGGGACACAAAAAUUGUAACAUCACGCUUUCUUGGGGUUCUAUCGGCAUGUUCCCUCCGCCACCUUUUUCACCUCCUGCUUCAGCCUUCAAAACGUUUAUACUUCACCAGUUACCACUCCGCUCUUUUCUAUUCUACGAUAUCCCUGUACGAGGGCUGGUGAAAAUGAAACGAUACAAAAAAAGCUCGCAUCGACCAUAAUUAGCUUUUGAAAUACUGUUAUCGGUCGCCUUUUAGUCACCACUAUAUUUUAUUACCAAUAAAACAGUUAUGGACACUUAAAUGCUUAUCGUUAUGGACUAAGUGUCGAUAAUUGAAUGCGUACGAUAAUUUAUGCAAAUGAUGAUUACACGUUUAUCUUUUUACGUUUUCGUAUGAGGUACAUGGCACAGCUGUACAUAAAAAGACCCAUCGUAUUUCAAAUUUCAGUGGUGUUCUCAACGCCUUUAGUUUUUCUGAACUUACAUUAACACUCAAAAAAAGCUAUCAGCAGGAUGGGUUUUUCCCCGAUAAUAUUUUUUGUCGUUAUGUGCGUAGUCAGCCCCACGGUACUGGCCUGGGUCGAGUAUCAGGUUAAUUACGGGUUGGUCGGCGCCGACGUCAAACAAGUCGGUACGGAAAUCUCCGAAAAUCAGGAUUAUCUGAGAGCUAAAACACCGCUUUCGAACGAUAACACGUAUGAGUGGCUCAAGAAUAUCACUGAAGGCAUGAUAGAUUUUCAGGGCGAGAUCAGAUACUGGUAUGCCGAAGAUGAAGAGUACCAAAUCGACCGACAGUAUAAACAGAACCAAUUUGACAUUUGCAUGUAUACGAGUUAUCAAUUUUUCGAACUGGGUCGUAAUCUGCUCACCACCUCAUGGAUACCCGACGAAUAUUGUCCUAUCGAGGCGGGCACCUACCCUGUGAAAGAAUCGUACCAUGACAGUGGCCUGGAAGUACCGCUGAGGAUCUAUAACGAUAAAAACUGGACCUUCACUAUUUACUUGAACGAUUGGGACGGCAAUAGAAUAUUGAAGACGCAGUAUAUCGUUAACACGUAUCAUUAAUAGUUUCCAGGAAAAAUAAGGUUGGGAUAAGUGCAUUGAUGGUUCCUUAUUUCUCGAUGGUACAUCACAUAGAGUUCCAAAAAAAUUCUACAAAAAACGGCUAUGAGCUCAACUGAAGAUAAUUUCAACACAACAAUUCAGAUAAAAUUUUACAAAUCAGGAAAAAACAUUUUAUUUAAGAAAAUUACAAAUCUUUCAUUAUUUUGUAAAGUGUAAAAAAAAAAUUCAAAUAAAAUGUGAGAACAAUUUAAAUACACCACCCCAAAAACAUUGCGAAUGUAAGAAACCGAAAAAUCGUGCUUGAAAACAUUUUGAAAAUCGAUACCCUAUAGUUCUCUCAUCUCCUCAAUAAAAUGAUUAAGCACGUUUCUAAACGUGGCCAAUUAUUUUAGUACGAUAGUUUAUUAUGCAAACGAUGACAGUUGUAUAUAAAAAGAGCGCUAUCCUAUUCCGAAUUUCAACAGUGUACUCAGCGCCUUUGGUAUUUUCGAAGUUGCAUUCACACUGAAAAAUAUUCAUUAGCAGGAUGCGUUUUCUUUGUAUAAUUUUAUUCGUCUUUACGUGUGGAGUCACCGCCUGGGUAAAUAUUUCUUACAACGUGAGAGUCGGUCGACGACCUUAAAAUCAAUGCCGAUAGCAACUUCAUAGCUUCAUUAGAUUCUGAAAUGAUUCACUACGAGCAGCGAAAAAGUGAGUUUUUGAAAACUGAAAACUGUCCGGAGAGCAAGAAGCUAAAAACCUCAGAUUUUGAUUCACAUUAUUUCAACUUGCAAACACUUGCCCCGUAGUUUUUAGCACGUUUUUUUGGGAAUGUGUGCUCAGACACAAUCGUGAGAAAAAAGAUGGAGAUAAUGUUAUUCACAAAAUGAAAUGAAUCGCUUAAAUUUGGUAUGUUGAAACUUCGACGAUGCAAACGCCCUAACUGCGUGAAACUGGAGAAUCAAAAAACUUUGGUAAUCGAAAAAAUGGAGCCUCAUUCACGAGGAAAAAUGAUUAACCUCGCGACGAAGAGCAAUGAACGGAAUUAAUGAUUCGACAGCUCCCUCCUGCGAAUCGUGAAUUAAUAUGGGUUGAGUGGCUACAAGUCGAUACCGAAGUCUCGCCAAAUCAGAACCUUUUGUCAAUAAAUACACCGCGAUUGGGGAGUUGGAGCCGUAUACUUGGCACGAGGCAUGCUCGAAGGCGAGAUCGAAUACACAUACAAUAAUGAGAUCGAAAUAAAUCGACAGUAUCAAAAGGGACCAAUUUGACUUCUGUAAGCAUACGGAUGCGAUCAAUUUUUCGAUGUGGCCUACCAAAUGCUCAUACGCUCGUGGACUUUCGAUGGUUGUCCUAUGGAGAAGGCACGGUCUUAAGGGCACGUACGAGAUGGAAAAUCCUCCGGCCCAAAUGAUACUCCGUGUACCACCGAGGUUGAAUCAGUCUGAGACGUUCGAGUUCACUCUCUUCGUGAACGAGUGGAGUGGCAACUCAAUAUUCAAAACUACGUAUCAAGUGAGAAGAGUUGAGCCUAGGUAUUGACAGGGUUUGAAGCGGUGAAAUAUCGUGUUGGUAAUUUUCCAUGAUUUAAAAAAAAAGUUCAAUUCGAUGUUGAAAACGUUGAAUCGUUAAAAAUCAAGUUUUACAAUGUCAUCUGAAAAAAUAAAUUACCAUGACAAUAAAA